Messenger RNA from Cryphonectria parasitica EP155, 1337 nucleotides. RefSeq names its product 6-phosphogluconate dehydrogenase C-terminal domain-like protein. NCBI's taxonomy places the organism in Eukaryota, Fungi, Ascomycota, Sordariomycetes, Diaporthales, Cryphonectriaceae. The coding region runs from base 151 to 1038 and encodes 295 amino acids. Gene Ontology annotation, molecular function: NADP binding; oxidoreductase activity, acting on the CH-OH group of donors, NAD or NADP as acceptor. The transcript is spliced from 3 exons. The record is from RefSeq and is a predicted model, not a curated record.
GAGGUUCUGCCUGCGGUGCACCGAAAAGAAACAGAGACACCUCCUCCUCAGUGUUCUUAAAUCGUCCACUCAUUGGAUAACUAAUUAUUCUGAGAGGGCCCAUAAUAUACACUCACUUACGUUCUUGCCUGCUGCGACGUUAUCAUCACGAUGGCCUCGGCAAAGCUAGCGACCGUCGGUAUCCUGUCCAUAGGCGACAUGGGCAUGGGCCUUGCCAAACUGCUUGUCGCAAAGGGCUUCUCGGUCGCUACAAACUGCACAGGGCGGAGCAAAGACACGAUCGAGAGGGUCAAGGCCGCCCAGGUGACAGACCUCUCGACCGACACAGACCUCGUCAAGACGUGCGACAUCAUCCUGUCCGUGGUGCCACCGCGCGACGCCGAGGCGACAGCCCAGCGCAUCAUCGACGCCAUGGCCCUGGUCACCAAGGCCCACCCGCCACUCUACUUUGCCGACAUGAACGCGGUGGCGCCCUCGACCAUCAAGCAGAUCGCCCAGAACAUCGACGCCGCCCAGGUGCCCAUCACGCUCAUCGACGGGUCCAUCCUGGGCGGGCCCCCGCACCCGACCAGCGGGGCCUCCAGCUCCGGCUCCGCCGCCACCACCGCAGUGGGCGACUGGAACGUGCCCUCGCUGCCGACGAGCGGACCGCUGCAGGUCGCCGACAUACCGGGUUUCGGCGCCGCGCUGUCGACGGCGCUCAACAUGCGGCACAUCAGUCCUGCCAUCGGCGCGUCCUCGGGGCUCAAGAUGUGCUUCGCCUCGCUGUCCAAGGGCUACAGCGCCAUCGCGGUGCAGUCCUUCACCACGGCGCAGCGCCUGGGCGUGCUGCCGGCACUGCAGGAGGCGCUGCAGGAGCUGGUGCCGCAGCGCGUCAAGCAGACCGAGGGGGCGCUGGUCAACAUGCCGCCCAAGGCGUACAGGUGGGUGCGGGAGAUGAAGGAGAAGGUUGGGCAGAGGAAGAGGGGGAGGACGGUGGAGGAUGUGGCGGUGGCCAUGGCCGAGGGGCUGGAGAAGAAGAGGAAGAAGACGGAGUAGGGGUCUCUUUUCUCUGGGACAAGCAACACGAUACUACUUCUCCACCUGUAUCUGAUGAUGAGGGGUUUUUUCCCUUCCUUGUUUUCUCUUUUCUUCACGAUGAUAUGCCGAAGAUCAGCCAGAAUUUCUUGUUUGAACGACUUACUGUGCGUUGAUGGUUUCCUGGUUCGCGUGACCAGAGAAGGGUUUCGAGGAUGGGGCAUCGUGUCGUGGCUCGCAAUCUACAAGCCCAAGGCUGUCCUCCACCUCCAUCUUGUCUUCCCAUGAUUUUACAUAGCUACAUUGAAACUGUUUAUACC